AUGCGGACACUCCAGCGGCGUGUAGCCGUUAUCCUCUUGUGGAGCCUCUCGCUCUUUCUCGUCGUUGCUAUUACCUUGAAUUCCCCCAAAAGGUUUGGUUCUUCACUUAAUCGUUUUGGCAUUUUGCAGGAGGAACUACCCAAGCAGCGGCGGAAUAUCAUGAGUCCCUUCGACAAUAAUACGGACGUUUUACUUCUUCCCAGUUUGCGUAGCUCAUAUCUCUGUGAAUACUUGACAGAUGCUACACAGUUGCCUUCGGGGUGUGUUCUCUCGUGUGGCGCAGGGGGGCAGCAUGACGGUGGUGACUUCAACUGCCAUGUCCACACG
This is a messenger RNA of Trypanosoma grayi, 327 nucleotides long. RefSeq lists its product as hypothetical. The record is from RefSeq and is a predicted model, not a curated record. NCBI's taxonomy places the organism in Eukaryota, Euglenozoa, Kinetoplastea, Trypanosomatida, Trypanosomatidae. The annotation marks the transcript as partial. The transcript has a single exon.